Messenger RNA from Capsicum annuum, 1138 nucleotides. Its product is annotated as probable calcium-binding protein CML22. NCBI's taxonomy places the organism in Eukaryota, Viridiplantae, Streptophyta, Magnoliopsida, Solanales, Solanaceae. Bases 126 to 872 code for a protein of 248 amino acids. The transcript is spliced from 5 exons. Gene Ontology annotation, molecular function: calcium ion binding. The record is from RefSeq and is a predicted model, not a curated record.
CUCUCCACUUCAUCCCUUUUUCUCUAUUCUUUUUGCAUUCCCCUUUUUAUACUCUACCUUUUACAUAUAUUUAUAUGACCAAGAAAGCGCUUUUAAUCUCUUAAGCUCUUUUCAGCAUCAAAGCCAUGAAAGAUACAGUAGGCUCAGCUCAGCCAUGUCCAGUAUUCAAGUCAUUAUCCAACAAGGUUGGAAGUUUACUGUGCUUUUGGAAUGCGCCGAAGAAGUACAGGAGAUUGGAUACUAAGCUUGAAACAAAAAUGAUGGAGCUUAAGAGAAGUUCAUCAGGACAAAGCAAAUUCAGGUCAAUCAAUAGUAUAAUCUUGAAAUUUCCUCGGUUCAAAGAGGGGUUGAAGGAGAUAAAAGGCGUCUUUGAACAGUUUGAUGAAGAUUCAAAUGGGACUAUUGACCGGGAUGAACUAAAGAAAUGCGUAAAGAAGCUGCAAUUUCAUGUUAAAGAGGAGGAAAUUGAUGAUCUUUUCGACUCUUGUGAUGUGGAUGAAAAGGAAGGGAUUCAAUUCAAUGAGUUCAUUGUUCUUCUAUGUCUUCUUUAUCUCGUGAUGGAUUCAUCCUCCUCCUCCGAUAAUACCUCGAAGAAUGGCUCACCAGAGCUAGAAGCAACAUUCAACACAAUAGUUGAGGCAUUCUUGUUUCUUGAUAAAGGUGGUGAUGCGAAACUGCACAAGAAAGAUGUCAUCAAGGUGCUAAACGAUGAAUGUCCUUCCGAGAAAUCCCCUUCUCAUGUCACUCGGACUCGAUUUAAAGAAAUGGACUGGGACAGGAGUGGCAAUGUCUGCUUCAGGCAAUUUCUUUUGGCGUUUCUUGAUUGGGUUGGGAUAGACACAGACGAUGAGAAUCACACGACUAAAAGGUAGACUAAGUGCACAAGGCAAAUACAAAUCAACAACGCCUCAACCAAACUAGUAGGCAUCGGCUGUAUGAAUCUUCACUAACCAUGUCACUCCGUUGAGUGAAGUGAGCUCAGACUCAUAUUUGUACAUAUAAAGUAGCCUUUGGUAUACGUUCAAGUUCAGUUAUUGUUGCAUGUAAUCUGCUCAGAAUAUAUUCUUCUAUUGUAUCUCAAAGAAGUCAUGAUCAAAUUCACAAACAAACUGCAUAUCUGAUGUUUCUAUUCCCACAA